Pogona vitticeps (central bearded dragon) is the source of this 1078-nucleotide messenger RNA. The record is from RefSeq and is a predicted model, not a curated record. Lineage: Eukaryota; Metazoa; Chordata; Lepidosauria; Squamata; Agamidae.
GUACAACCCAUUCGUCCACUACCAAACCAUCAAGGGUUUCGGUGGGUCGCACACGGAUGCCGCCGCGAUCAACAUCAUGAGGUUGUCUCCGGAGGCCCAAGACCGGUUGCUCCGAUCCUACUUCUCCGAAGAAGGGAUUGAAUAUAACCUCCUGCGUUUGCCCAUGGCAUGCUCUGACUUUUCCACACAUGCGUACAGUUACGAUGACAAGUGCCCGAACGAUUAUGACCUGACGUGCUUCAGUCUGGCGCCAGAGGACACAAAACUGAGGAUCCCGCUCCUCCACCGCUUCCAGGCCCUCUCCAAGCGGCCACUCUCCCUCGUGGCCAGCCCGUGGACGGCUCCCGCGUGGCUCCGGACCAACAACCUAGUGAUGGGGAAAGGGCGGCUGAAGGGCGAAGCUGGCGACAGAUACCACAAGACGUGGGCCUCCUAUUUCCUCAGGUUCCUCGAUGAAUAUGCAAAAGAGAACAUCACCUUUUGGGCUAUUACGCCUCAGAAUGAGCCGGUCUUGUCUGUUUAUAUCGCUCAAAAGAAUUUCCCCACCAACCAGUUCACGCCAGAAGAGCAACGUGACUUCAUCAUACAGGAUCUGGGCCCUGCCCUGGCUGCCAGUUCCCACAAAAAGGUCCAGCUCAUAAUCCAUGAUGACCAAAGAGUCAACCUUCCUUACUGGGCCAAAGUGAUCAUAGGUAACAGCAGUGCCGCCCAGUAUGUGUCAGGUGUUGGGAUCCACUGGUAUCUGGACAGCGUGAUCCCUCCGGAGCCUACCUUGGAGGCCACCUACCUCCUCUACCCCGAUUUUUUUCUGCUUUACACAGAAUCUUGUAACGGCUUUCGAAGUUGGGAACCCAAGGUUGACCUAGGAAGUUGGGAACGGGGCAACAGAUACAGCCGAAAUAUCUUGACGAACCUCAACAGCUUCGUCACCGGCUGGAUUGACUGGAAUUUGGCUCUGGACACGGAAGGGGGCCCGAACUUUGUGCAAAAUUACGUGGACAGCCCGAUCAUCGUUGAUGCGUUCCGGGACGAGUUCUACAAGCAGCCGAUGUUCUACCACUUAGGACACUUCAGGUAG